AUGGAGCGGGGCCUGGCCCUCCUGCCCCUCCUCGUGGGGCUCCUCCAGCCAGGCCGCGGCCACGGAGGAGGUGGGUCCCUGGAGGUGGAGCCCCCUGAGGCGGCCGUGGCCCUGGGCGGGUUUCUGCAGCUCACCUGCCGCCUGAGCUGCUCGGACCCUGCCAAGGCCUCUGUGGCAUGGAAGGGCCUGGACACCAGCCUGGGCUGCGUGGAGCAGGCCGGGGAGAGCAGCGUGCUGACCGUGCGCAACGCCUCCCUGGCAGACGAGGGCACGCAGAUGUGCCAGGGCUCCUGCGGGAACGUCACCCACCUAAAGACCGUGAUGAUCCGAGUGUUUGCCUUCCCAGACCAGCUGACCGUGUCCCCAGCAGUGCUGGUGGCCAGGCGGGACCAGAAGGUGGCCUGCACAGCCCACAACGUCACUCCCUGUGACCCCGGCUCCCUUUCAUUUUCCCUGCUCCUGGGGAACCAGGAACUGGAGGGAGUUCAGGUUCUGGGCAGGGAAGAGGAAGAGGAACCCCAAGACGGUGAGGAUUUGCUGUUUCGAGUGACAGAGCAUUGGCUGCUGCCCCCCUUCGAGCCCCCCAUCCUGCCUACUCUCCACUGCCAAGCCACCAUGAGGCUGCCUGGUUUGGAGCUGAGCCGCCGGCUCCCCAUCCCAGUCCUGCCCAUCUCCACUUCCAAGGAGCCCCUGGUUACAACCUCCCUGCAGACCACCCCGGAGCAGGAUUCCAGCCUCCACCCUCCAGCCUCCACCCUCCAGCCUCCACCCUCCAGCCCCUGGAGUCCUGGCCUCACACCUGACAACAGCUCCACCGGACCCUGCCACCUCGAGAUCCACCAGUCGCCAGUGCCAGGGGGUCUGGAGCUGCUGUGUGAGGCCACCUGUGGCACAGAGGGGACCGUGCACUGGACCCAGGCCCCCGGCGGUCUGGCAGCCUAUGAGUGGCGGAAGGCCGGAACCCGGGCCUGGCUGAGCGUGCAGUGGGCUAAGUGCAGCCCUGAGGGCUGGUUCCAGUGUCAGCUGGAUCCAGGGGGCCGGAAGACGAACCUCUAUCUGGUUCCGGAAAUGUGUUACGCCUCAACGUCCCCAGAUCUGUGGACAGGCAGCUUGGUGCUGGGGCUGCUCCUCCUAGCACUCCUCGCCUAUCGCCUGAGGAAGCACUGCCAGCCUGCCCGCUGACCACCCCUACCAGCUCCCCUGGGCCUCCUGCCCCACCUGGACCCGAGGGCGGGAACAGGCGUGGCCCCUCCUCACGUGGCUGGCUUUCCUUCUGCUUGGCUGCAACCAGAGGACCUUGCAGGGUUGUGAACAGGGCAAGGGGUUGCCAGGGGACCCUUGCACUGACAGCCCCAGCACCCGCAGCUUCCUCAGCUGGCUGUUUCUCUUCAGUGGGGCCCCUGGAGACACACCCCCGAACAGGGCCGAGCUGGAGAAUAAAUGGUAUCUGG
Messenger RNA from Talpa occidentalis (Iberian mole), 1451 nucleotides. It is a transcript of the gene MADCAM1, whose product is annotated as mucosal vascular addressin cell adhesion molecule 1. The transcript is spliced from 5 exons. Gene Ontology annotation, biological process: positive regulation of lymphocyte migration; integrin-mediated signaling pathway; leukocyte tethering or rolling. Lineage: Eukaryota; Metazoa; Chordata; Mammalia; Eulipotyphla; Talpidae. Bases 1 to 1182 code for a protein of 393 amino acids. Gene Ontology annotation, cellular component: membrane. Gene Ontology annotation, molecular function: integrin binding involved in cell-matrix adhesion. The record is from RefSeq and is a predicted model, not a curated record.